UGAACAAAAGAGCAUUACGUCAUCCAGUGUUCUGUUGUAAGUGGAUCAGAACGCAUCGCUAUUGUACUCGUGAAGAAUGGGAAAAGCAAAAGAAAAUUUAGAUCCGCGUAACAAGACUCCUAGUGCUAGACAACGUGACGGUUUUAAAGUUAAAAGAGUAAGAGCUCCACUAACUGUUAAAGAUAAACUGAAGGUGAUUGACAUGUUAAAGAGUGGCAAUUCCCAACGUAAAAUUGCGAUCGAGUUCGACAUUUCAAAAUCCCAAGUGCAGCAGAUAGGAAAAAACCAAGAUGAAAUUUUAAAAGGUGUAGAUAGUGGUGAUUUAAAAUUAUCGGCUAAGGUAACAAAGAAUAGGUCCGAAAACAAAGAACUCGACGAUGCAGUUUACACCUGGUUUACAGAGAUGCGCAAUCCAAAAUUUCGAUGCAAACCAUUGUCGAUUUCGCGUGCACACAUUCAAGCUCGUGCGUUACGUGAAGCUGAAAUCCGUGGUGUUUCUGGGUUUUCAGCAUCGGAUGGUUGGUUCCGAAAUUGGCGAAGGCGCUAUGAAGUUGGCGCGAGCAUUCGGUUGUUCUACCGCGCCAUGCCUUCGCGGACUUAUCUCGCUUACAACGAAAGUCGGAAAACAGUUAGAGGGACCAAAGCAUUGAAGGCAAAAGACCGUGUCACACUAGUGUUGUGCGUCAAUGCUGAUGGGACCUGCAAAGUAGACCCUCUGAUUGUCGGCUCAGCCGUUAAACCUCACUGCUUUCGUGAUUCACCUUGCCCAGUCCCUUAUAUCAACCAAAAAAAUGCUUGGGUUGAUUCGUUGGUCUACCGACAAUGGUGGGAACAUAUUUUUUUGCCUGCCGUUCGGGACUGGACAGAUGAGCCCGUUGCUCUUGUUAUGGAUAACUUCUCGGGCCAUGAUGUGAGUUGUGAAGAUCCUACAGGGCAGGUUUCUGUCUUCUUUUUCCCACCCAAUUCAACAUCGGUUCACCAGCCACUCGAUCAGGGAAUCAUAUCUGCUGUCAAGAUCGAUUACAAAAAGCGAAUGCUUUCAAAGUUCAUCGAGGCAUAUGAUGACAUCGAACGAAUCCAGCAGUUAGCCAGUACAAUAAAAAAAGGAAGAAAAGGACUCAAGGUCGAUGAGUUUUUAAACGCAUCCGUUGGAGAUACAUUCAUGUCAAUAAGCCAGUGUGAUAGUCAGCCACUUAGUCAGGAAGAUAUGUAUGAUCCCGAAACCGAAUUGCGUAAUAAUCUGUUGAAAUAUGCUGUUGAAGCCAUUACUAUGCCUAUUAAUGACCCUGUUCUUCUUGAACUUGCCCAAAAGUUGCGCGCCCAUAUCCUAAAUGUUUAA
Molecule: messenger RNA, 1339 nt
Organism: Daphnia magna
Lineage: Eukaryota; Metazoa; Arthropoda; Branchiopoda; Diplostraca; Daphniidae
Product: jerky protein homolog-like
Exons: 5
Coding region: 77-1339 (420 amino acids)
Cellular component (GO): nucleus
Molecular function (GO): DNA binding
Source: RefSeq, a predicted model, not a curated record